This is a messenger RNA of Macroventuria anomochaeta, 3783 nucleotides long. RefSeq names its product DUF1765-domain-containing protein. The record is from RefSeq and is a predicted model, not a curated record. Bases 249 to 3647 code for a protein of 1132 amino acids. The transcript has 3 exons. Lineage: Eukaryota; Fungi; Ascomycota; Dothideomycetes; Pleosporales; Didymellaceae.
CGUUCGUUCCGAUCGCAUGGUGAGGCUGUGACGUACUAGCACUGUGGAUCUUUCAACUUCACAGCCCACUGGACGGCCCGCCGUGCCAGCCUAACAGCACAACGUCGCUCUAUUCCUGUUCCUACGCAAUGAGCCCGUGAAAAAUAGCGCAGCAGCACCUUUUGGAGUCGCUCAUGGGGGAGUAGCACAGCCAGGGGAACCAGCAGCAAGCACCACGACACUCGCUUUAUACCUCACCCUCCGCCGACAUGCCGAUUGCCGUCGCCUCAGCCCUGCGCGGGCAAGAUGUCUUCUCCAGCAAGUCGAGGGGCCGGAGCAGAGCCGCCUCGGAAGUUGGACCACUGCCCCCAACUGACGGCGAGAAGAAGCCCGAGAGGGCGCAGUUGCCCAAGGCGGCAUCAUACACCUACUUUCCGCGCGUGAAGAGCCUGGACGGAGAUGCGCCGGCGCACGACUCUGAGGAAGACCUGAAGAAGGGCAAAGACGUCGAGGUCACGUCUGACAGCUCGUCAGGUGGAUCGAGCCCGUCUUCAGAGGAAGCCCCACAGGCCCUAGAGAUGCCCCAAUUGAGGCCUGCUGCCACCACACGCCGGUCGUCGAGAUUCCUUCCCUUCUCCAGCAAAAGCAGAGAACCCUCAAUCGAGCCCAAACCUGAGCGCCAUCGCAAAGCAGCCGUCAAGGAGACAGAGUCGCCGGGCGGCUCCCCAUCGAGAUCCCUGACAAAGCUGAGGAGGAAGUCGUGGGUCGUCUCGCAGCAGCAGCAGCAGCAGCAGCAGCCUACAACAGCCUCGCCCACAAAAGAGAGCAAAAAAGAAAAGAAAGCAGCGCAGAAGGAGGAAAGCGCUAAGAAGAAGGCAACGAAUACAGAAGCACCGAAACGAAAGACACCAGCAAGCACAGACAGCAUUCCUGAGGAGGCUGAAGCCAAGAACGAAGCAAGGGACGAGGCAGAAGACACUGUAGACCACCGACCGGCACCUAUACCCCUCAGCAAGAAGAACAAGCGUCUCAGCGCCCUCCUGACAGCCAACGGGCCUGCUGUUCCCUCCGUACCGAAGUCAUUCUCUACCGAGCAGCUUCCCCUGUACCCGCACUCAGAUAGCCCUCUCAGCCCCACCAACGUUGUCCCUCCACUACCGCGCAAUAUAUCGACAGACAAGCUAGGCAACAAAGUCAAGACGGAACCGCGCAAGAAAGAUGAGCUCUGGACCGUAUUUAGAACCCUAGAGGGCGAGCUGCGCAAGUUCCAGCACAAGUCCAGCUCUUUGAAAGCUAACAUCGUCCGUACGAGCCUCCUUCAAGACUUCAUCUACAAGUACGCCAAUCACCCUUCGAACCAGAAGCUCCGACCGGAAGACCUCGAUCGAAGAACAAACAUUCUUAAUGGAUGGUGGACUGGCCUUUUGGAGCUUGUGGCAGGACGCAACAACCAGUCGAUAUCUGGAACAGAUCGCCCAGUAAUCCUGGAGGGUCUUGCUGGGAUCAUGGAGAGGCCUGAAUGGAGACUUGCGCCAUCCCCGUUCUGCGCGCUUGCCGACCGCGAAGAGCCCGGUUCGGCUCUGACAGCUACUUCGGCCACUUCCAGUUCUUCCGAUUUCCUCGCAGAGUCCGUCUAUCACAACGUCAAGAACACGUUCCAGCAGAACUUGAUGUCUCAGAUGGCAUUUGUGGUGGACAAAAUGACCCCGCGAAACGCAGCAGCAAGUCUAGUAACAUUUUGUGGAAAGACUUGUGCGUACGCCUUCUGCUUCUGUCCUGGAGUAGCUGAUAUCCUGGUCCGAUUGUGGAGUCCAUCUUUGGAGAUGAUGAAGCGUGUCCUGGAAGAAGCAGGCGUCUCGAGGCUGGACAAAAUGGACGCUAUCUCCGACCGUAUCUCAGCUGCUUUCCCGCCGAAUCUCUACCCACUCAAGUUCCAGUCUUUGGCCAAGAUGGUUCGUGUACUACGCAAUCCUCCAGCCGCGACACCACCACUGCAAAUCGCCAACCUCGACUGGUACGGGCUAUGGAUGAAGCGUUGGUCAGGCGCCGAAAGCGAUCUCUUCUACGUUUUCGUGAAGCACUACCAUAUCCUCGUUACUGGUUUCCUACCCAGUGCGCCAACUGCGCAGGAGCGUGUUUGUGCACCAGGCUUGCUCAUGGUGCACGCACAAAUUCUCGUCAACAUGGAUGCCACGAUCAACAGACAUGCUCUGCUGCAGCAACCGGAGGACAACGGAGCUCAGUCCAUCACGUUCGACGAUGUUCUGAGCGACCCUGAUGCUUCGGCUUCCACCAUGGCUAUUCCGCCUGCAAACGCCACGCGACAGAUGCAAGAGAACCGACUAAUCAUGCUCAUACGCGACUUCCUUUCUGAGGGCAACUCGCACAUUCACAUUGCUCGACACAUGUUUGCAGACAGCUUUGCGAGCUUGCUACAGGCCCAAGCACGAAAGAUCUCUGUUUACGACAGCAAUGCCUGUUACACGUUGUGCGACUUCCUGGAAGAGGCAUUUGCAAUCUUGGUCAGAUAUGAGCAGCACAACAGCGAGCACCAUGUGGUCUUGAAUUGGUCAUUCUGGUUGACGGUCUGCAGAGAGAUGACAGUAAGCGAGAAUACAGCUACAGAGAUCAAGCUGUAUUCAUUUCUCUACAGUAUCUGGUCUACCUUGGUGUUAGAUGAGCAACGCAAGAGGAGCCUAUGCCUCGAGUUUCUGUUGGAGCCUGCGUUCUUUGAGAGCAGGUUCAACCAUUGGUGCCCAAUGGUACGCUCGUACUACAUGCGUUUGAUUUGUUGGCGGGUUGCACGGUUCGAUGGCGAGCCUUCGGAGGUAGAAGUAGAAGUCAAGACAGCGCUGAGUGAGCGACUUCGCUCCGUAUGGUCUCACUACCUCUGGCUCGCUGAAGACGCCGAACGACUGCAACUCGCAUUUCCCUCGACACAGGCUUGCAACCCAGCGCCUGGUCGACGUUUCCUUAUUAUACGUAAUGAUAAUCCUAUCGCCGCCAGCAAUGGCCCUUUCCUUACAUUCGACGGCGUUGUACAGAACCCUCACCAGCGGAAACCAUCCGCUUCCACACCUGUCCCGGAACCUAUGGUACAGAAGGUCGCAGCACUGACAACGGACUCUAUGGACUUUCCGGAUGAAGAGCCUACCAAGGGCAAAUGGGGCAUGCUCAAGAGCCUUAUGGGUGGCUCGUCGAAACCGUCCAAAUCGAAAACGUCCGCUAAAGACAAAGAGAAUGCGAAGACAGCAACCCCUCCCAACGCCUCUCUCGAAAAAGCGCCCGCAGAGAAACCAGCCCCUACACCAACACCGUCUCCUCCUCCUCCUGCCCAUCGUUCCUACAGCUUCCGCUUUUCUCUCGAAUGGGUUGACAAACGUUUUGGCACCUAUCAGAACAUGCGACUUCAACCACCACGACUACCGCUGCCAGCGCAGGUCCUACUUCAGCAAAAGGGCAUACACAUCGACGCAGUCAGUAGCAUCCAGCCCACAGGCAAAGCUGCGACAUCAAGUCGCUACGCCGGCCGCGCACUCGCAGAGUGGACCUUCGUCUCGCAUGAGUGUCAAAACUUCUUCGACCGACGAAAGAAUGAGGGUGUACCGACAAACAAGCAGGUCGAGACACCAUCGCUAUGCGUCGAGGCCUUCAGGCGACCUGGCUAGCCUUACUUGCGAAACUCUUUUGUCAGCAUCAUCAUCGGCAGGAACGAUCUCAUCUCAUCUUUCGCGCAGCAUUGGUUCUACUUAACGGCCCACUUGCAUCUGGAUACUCACUCGGCACCUUGAGGUCCUACGGCGU